AUGCGUAUGUGUCUGACCGCUGACAUCGGCGGUUACUACACGGGCGCCAUCGAGGAGGGCCGUGACCAGUUCGGGCUCAAGGGCGAUUUCGUGACGUCGCCCGAGAUUUCUCAAGUCUUUGGUGAGCUCUGCGGCAUCUGGUUCGUGGCCGAGUGGAUGGCCCAGGGCCGCCAGAGCAAGGGCGUCGAGUUGAUCGAGGUCGGGCCCGGCCGCGGCACUCUGAUGGACGAUAUGCUGCGAACCAUCCGGAGAUUUCCCGCCAUGGCAAACAGCAUCGACGCCAUCUACAUGGUCGAGGCUAGUCCGGAACUCCGAGUAGCCCAGAAAAACCUCCUCUGCGGCGAGGACGCCCCCAUGACCGAAUCCAAGGUCGGCUACCACAGCGUGUGCAAGUACAACGCGCUGCCCAUUGUAUGGACCGAGACAAUCAAGUCAAUUCCUAUCGCCGCCGAGAAGAUGCCCUUCAUCAUGGCCCACGAGUUCUUUGACGCCCUCCCCAUCCACGCCUUCCAGCUCGUCUCGGUCCCAGCCACCCAGACCACCUCGCCCUCGCCAACCGACACCUCCUCCCCAUCCACCAAAACCUCUCACCCAACCCUCCAAUGGCGCGAGCUUCUCGUCUCUCCCACACCGCCCAACUCAACCCACGCCACCCUGAACACGCCCCCUUCCCAAUCCCGCGACACCCCACCCCCCGACUUCCAACUAACCCUCUCCCAACAACCGACCCGCCACUCCCUCUACCUACCCGAAUCCUCCCCGCGCUACCGCGCGCUAAAAACCAAUGUCGGCUCCGGUGCCCUCGUCGAAAUCUGCCCCGACGCAGCCCUCUACGCAUCCGACUUUGCGUCCCGCAUCGGCGGCUCCCCGCAGCACCCCAAACCGCGCCCCUCGGGCGCGGCACUGAUCCUCGACUACGGCCCCGGCGACGGCUCCGUCCCGACCAACUCUUUGCGCGGCAUUCGCCGGCACCGCCGCGUGAGCCCCUUUGCCGAGCCCGGCCUGACCGAUCUGUCUGCCGACGUGGAUUUCGCGGCGCUCGCCGAGGCGGCCACGCGCGCGAGCGACGGAAUCGAGGUGCACGGCCCUGUCGCGCAGGCGGACUUCUUGGAGGUCAUGGGGAUACGGGAGAGGGUGGAUAUGUUGGCUAGGGCUAUGAUGGAUGAUGGUGAGCUACGGGCGGGGGAUGAUGAGGAGGAGGGGAAGAGGAAAAAGGUGGAGGAUGUGAGAAAGGCUUCCGCCAGAUUGGUGGAUAGGGGACCCGGGGGGAUGGGCAAGGUGUACAAGGCGCUGGCCAUCUUGCCCGAGAAUGAGGGGCGUAGAAGGCCGGUUGGGUUUGGGGGGGAUGUUGCUGCUUAG
Messenger RNA from Parathielavia appendiculata, 1359 nucleotides. RefSeq names its product DUF185-domain-containing protein. NCBI's taxonomy places the organism in Eukaryota, Fungi, Ascomycota, Sordariomycetes, Sordariales, Chaetomiaceae. Gene Ontology annotation, molecular function: protein-arginine omega-N symmetric methyltransferase activity. Gene Ontology annotation, cellular component: mitochondrion. The transcript has 3 exons. Bases 1 to 1359 code for a protein of 452 amino acids. Gene Ontology annotation, biological process: mitochondrial respiratory chain complex I assembly. The record is from RefSeq and is a predicted model, not a curated record.